GAGUGCCCAAACGUGGCCGCGCAUGGUGUCUCCGCAUGUGUGACGUAGUAUUUUUUUGCGGGAGUGCGCUUGCCAGACAGGACUCGUAUGGAAAGUCAGAGCAGAGGAUUUGGUGAUCACUUGUUCAACUAGUGUGUGUGUGAGAUCACUAUAAGACAGACAUGUCGGGGGAUAACGAAGAAGCACAGACGGUCGAGGAGACAUCGGUGGAAGAGAAGGAUGUCCAGGACAAGGUGAUCAGUCCUGAGAAGUCAGAGGAGGCUAAGCUGAAGUCCAGAUACCCAAAUUUGGGAAAUAAACCCGGUGGAUCUGACUUGCUUCGUAAGCGCCUCCAGAAGGGGCAAAAGUACUUUGACUCUGGCGACUACAACAUGGCUAAAGCCAAGAUCAAGAACAAGCAGUUGCCGACAGCUGCUCCAGAGAAGACGGAGAUCACAGGGGACCACAUCCCCACCCCCCAGGACCUGCCCCAGAGGAAACCCUCUCUUGUGGCCAGUAAACUGGCAGGCUGAUGCACACACAGCCCCUGCAGCACCUCCCAGCCCUAACCCUCUCCACUCCAGUCUCAGAGCUGUAACAUUUACCUUUCCCAGCCCUCCCACUACCUGACCCCUGCCUCUGCACCCUCCCCACCCAACAGACCCACACCAAGCACCCAACGAACUGGAUAUCUGAAAUCUUGUUUAUUUUUAUGUCCUUCCCACCUGAAUUUGCCUCCUCUCCUUGUUGUUCUCCCCUUGAUUAUCCUCUAAACUUCUGUCAUUAUCUUUUUACUUUUCCAUGUUGCUUUUUAUUUCCUCUCAACUUCAAUGUCAGAUACACUGCAAAACUGGACAUCUAAAUGUGAGUGUGAAAAGUGAAGUGUGACACCUCUGAGGAUGAUACCACGCUAUUUACUGGCUGAAGAGGGGGUCGAGCAGAGGAAGUUGCGCCCUUUAUGGUUUGAGGGCUUUAGCAUGGUCUUCAGGAUCCCUCUGUUUGGAAGUGUGUGUAUAUAAAUAUAUAUAUAUAUUUUCUUUGGUUUGGCACAGAGGCAGAUGUCGGCCGUUAAGAUCAUUUUACAUCGGAUUUGUAUUAUUCACUAUAUGUCCUUAUUCUUCAUUAUGCUUGUGAUUUACUGAAAGUAGUAAUCUUGAGGCCAAGCUCAGUUUUGUUAACACUUUGAUUGUGAACCAUGGGAGGAAUGUACAUUUCCCCUCUGUGGGACGAAUAAAGGUAUUCUGAUUCUGAGGAAGCUGUACGAAAGGACCGCAGAGCGACGGCCGGAGUGUUAUAUGGAACUGCAUGUGUGCGCAGGGCUCCCAACGGCGAAACGCACUGACCUCCAUUUUUGUUUCAUUAAGGUGCACUGAACCCAGACAGGAAAAGCUCAGGUGCAGCAUACAAGCACCGGGUGGCAUGUUAAUGAUGCUAUAAACACAUCUUGAAAAUUUGGAGAGGAGACACUGCUUCAGGUUGAACUGCAAUGGUGAAAAUGUGCACAGUUUUUAUGAGGUGCCAUCCAUUUCAGCGUCGAAUGAAGACGGUUUUUCCUCAGGUCAAAGUUUCUGUUUACAAGUUGUCAUAUUUGGGAAACUAUCAUUCUAGAAGACAAGUUUAUGGGACCUAAAAGCAACAUUUCUGUCAGUAGGGACCAGUCUUUGGGUCCUGUUUGCUGUGCGAGCUAAAUCUACCAUAAACAAAUGUACUGGGGGCAGCUCAAGGCAUUAGGAACAAAUAUUGAAAUUAAAAGUGUUCAGAUUUGAAAAAAACGACUUCUAUAUACAUAAGUCAAAGGAGUGUUAUAUUGUAAAAUGUCCCUGGAACUGUUCAGUGCUUUUCCAGGGUCCUUACUGACUGGAUGAAGUUUACCUGUGAUGAGGUGAAUCAAAGCUAGCACAACAUCCGUCUGAGCUGUGCAUGUGUAUGGCUGCCCUGCUGUCACUUUGUGCCAUUUUGUUUUGUAAAUAAAAUAGUUUUGCACAAAUUUAA
Eleginops maclovinus (Patagonian blennie) is the source of this 1971-nucleotide messenger RNA. It is a transcript of the gene arpp19a, whose product is annotated as cAMP-regulated phosphoprotein 19a. The record is from RefSeq and is a predicted model, not a curated record. Lineage: Eukaryota; Metazoa; Chordata; Actinopteri; Perciformes; Eleginopidae. Gene Ontology annotation, molecular function: protein phosphatase inhibitor activity. Bases 162 to 512 code for a protein of 116 amino acids. The transcript is spliced from 3 exons. Gene Ontology annotation, cellular component: cytoplasm.